AUGCCCAAUAUAGGAGGUCCUAAGCAACGGAGACGAGCGCUGCUGUCUUCAGUGGUUACGUCAGUGCUUACAUAUGGUAUUUCCAUUUGGGCUGACGUCCUCCAGCUGCAAGAAGCUCGCCAUAAAAUUGCACCUGUCUAUCGGCUGAGUGCCCUCAGAGUUGCGAGUGCAUACCGGACGGUAUCUGAGGGCGCAGUCUGCGUCAUCUCAAGAAUAAUACCGAUAGAGGUAUUAGCUGAGGAGCGAAGAUCCCUGUAUGAACGGAAGAGAUCAGAAGCGCUGAAUUCCGAAGAACUGAAAAUCCAAGAGAGACGAAACAGCUUGAGCCGAUGGCAGCAGAAAUGGUCCGAUUCGACCAAGGGGAGAUGGACCUAUCGUCUGAUCUCGCAAGUGGCUGCCUGGAUGGUUUUUGUCACCCCCAUGCACAUACUGUUCCAGAGAUAUCGCUCAAAGGAGUAG
This is a messenger RNA of Diachasma alloeum, 459 nucleotides long. RefSeq lists its product as uncharacterized. The record is from RefSeq and is a predicted model, not a curated record. Lineage: Eukaryota; Metazoa; Arthropoda; Insecta; Hymenoptera; Braconidae. Bases 1 to 459 code for a protein of 152 amino acids. The transcript is spliced from 2 exons.